CGGAUGGGAAGGAGGUGGUCAUACAAUUUACUUAAGUAAGGAAAACAUGCAACAUGCAGUUCCUUUCAUAGCAUUAUACAAUUAGAUAUGUUCCUAAUAAGGAUAGUCAAGGUUGUGAGCACGAUACCUCAAAUCUCAAUAAUACUGUACUUGGCGCGCGCCGCCACACCGCUGCCAGCCACACGCUCACACAACUCCAACUCCAUUUCGUGUCCUCACUAGCCCUAGCUUAUAUCUCAGCACUCCUCAGAAUCACACCUCUGCUGACUCACAACACACAACACACCAGUGUAAUUUGGAUGGCUGCAGGGUGAUGCUAUUGUGAGAUGUGUGAGCGUAUACCUUCGGCGGUGCAGGAUGAGGGCCGGGUGGCUGCUGGUGGCUAGGUGAAGCCCUCACAGCUGAUUCAGUGCACUGAGGGGCGUGUUCCGGUCACCACGCCAGCCAGGAUGGUGCCUACUAAUCUACUGCCUCUAUCGACCCUCUCCAUUCCCGUCCUCUAUAGAAAGAGAUAAGUUAGUACAAAGAUCAUCCUUGCAGUGGCAUCCUGGCAGACUUCCUGGCGCUACCUCCCGCCCUUCUCUGUCUAUAUUGCAAGCUUGUGUAGGAUGAUCCGCAGCACACUGCUGGCCAGGACACGCCAUUUCUGUAAAUAUGUGGCUGGAGAAGGGAGGAGACAUAUAGUGCUGAUAAACUGUGUCUGCCUUACUCUAUUCUUUAUCAAGGUUGCCCUCUUGGACUACAGCUGUGAUUAUAUGUCUCCUGCUGGUAUGCCUGUCAACUUGAGUGCCAUCCAUCUGAACCAGUAUCUGAUAGAGGAAGCGGACUUCUGUCACCGGCACUCCAACCUUAGCUUCAUUGUAUAUAUUCACUCUUCACUGGGGAAAGUUGAAAAGAGACAGGAGACCCGCCUGACCUGGGCAUCAGCUGGACUGUAUGACUCCAGUGUGAGGAUGGCCGUGGUGUUUAUGGUGGGCUUGGCAAAAACCAAGGAGGAAGAGAUCAUCCUGCGGGAGGAAAGCCAUCGUUAUCAGGACAUUGUGCAGGGUAAUUACACUGACACUUACCACAUGCUGAGCUACAAGGGCCUGGCAUCCCUCAACUGGGUCACAAAGCACUGCUCCCAUGUGCCCUGGACCAUACAUGCAGAUGAUGAUGUCCUCAUUGAUAUAUUUCUCCUUAAAAAGUUCUUAGAAAACAAUGGUACUCAGAAUAGUCUUUUCUGUUACCCCUGGGAGAACUCCCCCGUGAGGAGGUAUGGGAAGUGGUGUGUGCGGCAGAAUGAAUACGAAGACAACAUAUAUCCCACCUACUGUGCGGGCGGAGCGUGGGUUGUAGCAACGUCUUUGGCACCCAAACUCCUGGAGGCGGCCACUAGGGUUCCGGUGCUGUGGGUGGAUGACGUGUACCUCACCGGCAUACUGUCCAAGAAUGCCGGAAUCCCAGUGGCUGGUGACUUGAGAAAUAGUGUUAGGAGGAAUGGUAUUGAUAAAGGAGACUUAGGAAAGACAAUGAUAUGGUUUGAAACAAGAAAACCAAGAACAAUAUGGUGGUAUAAGUUAUUAAGUUUUCACAGUUAUGUGCCAACAAUAGACAUUUAAUUAAAUGUAUUUGUAUAUACUUUAUGUAUGGAAGUACAACUAACUUAUUUUACCCUCUUCUUGCCAGUAUUUUAAAUCGACUUCAAAGUACAUAUUGUGUGCAUUUAUGGGAUUACUACGGUGUAACAUUAAAAUAUUUUUUUAAA
Portunus trituberculatus (swimming crab) is the source of this 1747-nucleotide messenger RNA. Its product is annotated as beta-1,3-galactosyltransferase 2-like. The record is from RefSeq and is a predicted model, not a curated record. The transcript has 4 exons. Gene Ontology annotation, molecular function: hexosyltransferase activity. Gene Ontology annotation, cellular component: membrane. The coding region runs from base 609 to 1601 and encodes 330 amino acids. NCBI's taxonomy places the organism in Eukaryota, Metazoa, Arthropoda, Malacostraca, Decapoda, Portunidae.